GUGAUGUGCACGACACCUGUGUGUCCGAAGGACCUUCGACCCGUGAGGCGGGCUGGGGCCCCAAAGAUCUGGGCCUAUGGCUGCGACGUCUCGCAAGGAAAUGGGACAUUGAACCGCUGCUGCAUCGAGAAGGAAAUCUGCAUGCGCAGCUGUGGAAUGCCUUGGAAGAAAUGCAAGCAGCACUUCGAGCGAUGCCGCAUGUUCGCGGCAAUGCUUUAG
Messenger RNA from Symbiodinium sp. CCMP2456, 219 nucleotides. The record is from the annotation of a GenBank genome assembly. Lineage: Eukaryota; Dinophyceae; Suessiales; Symbiodiniaceae.